AUGGAAGAGGCUUACAAGCGUAGAAGUGACUGGUAUCAUCACGGUGAAGGUACAGCAAAUUCAGAAGAUGAUACUAUAAAGGGUAGAGAGUGGAACGAAGAGAUUUUAGGGUUAUUUCAGGCUGCAGAGUACUUAGACGAAGAGUUAGCUAAAAGAUCUGAAUUAGUUGAUGUUGCUGAGGGAUUAGACAACAAAGAGGAUGAGUUUCUGGCAAGGCUAGCUGAUGCUGAAACCCCUUUGUAUCCUACAUGCGAAAACCACAGUAAGAUAUCCGCUACUGUCUCUCUGUUCAGGCUUAAGACUCAAAAUGGAUGGUCGGAUAAGAGUUUCAACGACCUGCUUGAGACACUACCCAAGAUGUUGCCCGAAGACAAUGUCCUUCACACAUCCUUGUAUGAUGUCAAGAAAUUUUUUAAGUCAUUCAACAUGGGAUACCAGAAGAUACACGCUUGUGUUAAUGAUUGCUGCCUUUUUACUAAAAAGUUCAAGAAGCUAGACAGUUGUCCCAAGUGCAAAGCAUCACGAUGGAAGACCAAUGCGCACACUGGUGAACCAAAGGUUGGUGUCCCACAGAAAGUAUUGAGAUACUUUCCCAUUAUUCCGCGUCUGAAAAGGAUGUUUAGGUCAGAGGCAACAGCAAGAGAAUUACGGUGGCAUAGUACUAAUAAGAACAGUGAUGGAAAGCUUCGUCAUCCGGUUGAUUCAGUAACAUGGGAGCAUAUGGACGCCAAAUUCCCUUCAUUUGCCGCUGAGGAAAGGAACAUUAGGCUUGGACUAUCAACUGAUGGCUUUAAUCCAUUCAACAUGAAGAAUACAAGGUACAGCAGUUGGCCUGCUCUUUUGGUUAAUUAUAAUAUGGCUCCUAAUCUAUGCAUGGCGAAGGAGAACAUAAUGCUUUCUUUGUUGAUUCCUGGUCCGCAACAACCAGGAAAUAGUAUAGAUGUAUACUUAGAACCGCUGAUAGAUGAUCUGAACCAGCUUUGGGAGAAGGGCGUGCUUACUUACGAUGCACUAAGUGGUACCACUUUUACUUUGAAGGCGAUGCUUCUUUGGACCAUUAGUGACCUACCAGCUUACGGGAAUCUCGCAGGGUGCAAAGUGAAAGGUAAGAUGGAUUGUCCUUUGUGUGGAAAACACACCGACAGUAUGUGGUUGUCUAAUAGUAGAAAGCAUGUCUACAUGGGUCAUAGGAAAUGGCUGUCACCUACACAUCAACACCGUGGGAAGAAGGCAUGGUUUGAUGGUAAAAAUGAGCACGGGAGGAAUGGUCGGAUACUAACUGGUCAUAACAUUUACACCCUUCUAAGGAAUUACAAAAACAACUUUGGGAAAAUGAAAGAGGAUAGUAGGAAACGGAAACGAACUUUAGUACCCGUUGAAGAGUGUAAUUCUGAUAGUGAUGAAAUCGACAGUGAGUCUGAAGAUGAGGAAGAAGUCGUAAUAGAUGAGGAAGAGCUAUCAAGGUGGAAGAAACGGUCGAUUUUUUUCAAUCUUCCGUACUGGGAGGAAAUACCGGUAAGACAUAACUUAGAUGUGAUGCAUAUGGAGAGAAAUGUAGCCGCGAGCAUAGUUUCAACACUGCUACAUUGUCGAAAAUCAAAGGACGGCCUCAAUGCACGUAAAGAUCUUCAAGUACUUGGGAUCAGGAAGGAUUUGCACCCUAGACCACAAGGAAAGAGAACCUAUCUGCCUGCAGCACCGUGGUCGUUGUCCAAAGAAGAAAAGAAAAUAUUCUGCAGUCGGCUACAUGAAUUCAAAGGACCAGAUGGGUAUUGCUCCAACAUUUCGAGGUGCGUAUCUGUAGAUAACCCUAACAUCAUGGGAAUGAAGUCUCAUGACUAUCACGUCUUGAUGCAACAACUUCUGCCAGUUGCAUUACGAGAUAGAGAGCAGAUUGCAGUAAUGGAGAUUGAAAUAGUGGAGACUCUUUGUAUGUUUGAGCGGUUUUUUCCACCCAGCUUCUUCGAUAUAAUGGUGCAUUUGUGUCUCCAUCUAGGAAGAGAAGCCAGACUGGGUGGACCAGUCCACUUCAGAUGGAUGUAUCCAUUUGAGAGGCACAUGAAAAUAUUGAAGGAUUACGUAAGAAAUCCUGCAAGACCAGAGGGCUGCAUAGCUGAGUCUUACCUAUCGAAGGAAUGUAUGCAGUUCUGCAAUCUGUUUUUGAAGAAAACCACCAGUGUGGAGGACAAAACUGAACGUAAUGUUGAGUACGAAAGUAGAACCAUACUUGAAGGUCGGCCAAUAUCCGCAGCUAAGACUAUUACUCUCACUAGACAAGAAAAUAGCCCAUUUGGCUGUCCUUCAAAAUACUGCAUUGUCGAACCAUAUGUUGAGUAA
Molecule: messenger RNA, 2337 nt
Organism: Eutrema salsugineum
Lineage: Eukaryota; Viridiplantae; Streptophyta; Magnoliopsida; Brassicales; Brassicaceae
Exons: 4
Coding region: 1-2337 (778 amino acids)
Source: RefSeq, a predicted model, not a curated record